AUGAGGAUGAUGAUGAUGAUGAGAGAAGGAUCAUCAUCAGGAGGAGGGUUUAUAAUGAGCAGUAGUACAGGAAUGAGUACGAGAUGCCAAGACUGUGGGAAUCAAGCAAAGAAGGAGUGUGUGUAUAUGAGGUGUAGAACUUGUUGUAAGAGCAAAGGGUUUCAAUGCCAAACCCACGUUAAAAGCACUUGGGUUCCUUUGUAUCGUAGGCGUCAGAGACAGCAGCAGCAGCAGCAGCAACAACAACAACAACUUGUUAAUACUAGUAGUAGUAUUCAUCCACAAGCGCAACAUCUUCUUCAUCAUCAUCAUCAUCAUCAUCAUCAUCAAGGGCUCAACAGUAGUAACCCUAAAAGGCUCAGAGACAAUCUCUCUUCUGCAGGGUUAGGAGAUCAUGAUGGUGAUGGGGCAAAGAAUUUCCCAUUGGAAGUGAACGCCAUGGCGACAUUUCACGUGGUGCGAGUGAGCUCCAUGGUGGACGAUGGAGGUCCUGAUCAUCAUCAUCAGCAGCAGCAGUAUGCGUAUCAGACGAGUGUGGGCAUCGGAGGCCAUGUUUUCAAGGGUAUUCUUUACGAUCAAGGGCCUAAUCAUCAUCAUCAUGAUCAAAUCAGCGGCGCUUACUCUAGUCUCGGCGCAGCUGAUCAGAUCACCUCCUUUGCUCAGCAGCCUAAUUUUGUUAAUCUUAUGAGUAGUACCAGUAGAAGAUCAGGAUCAAGUGCAGUGGGUAUUGAUUUUAAUGCUCGUUCUUCAUCAUCACCACCAGCUGUUGCUAUAGGUCAACGGCCAUUAUUUCUCGGGUCUUCCUCAUCAUCAUCAUGGCCGAUGUUUCACCCUCCUAAUGGAUUCAGUAUGUCCGGUAUGCAAUUUUUCCCAAACAGAAAAUCUUAAGU
This is a messenger RNA of Morus notabilis, 890 nucleotides long. Its product is annotated as protein SHI RELATED SEQUENCE 1. The transcript has 2 exons. The record is from RefSeq and is a predicted model, not a curated record. NCBI's taxonomy places the organism in Eukaryota, Viridiplantae, Streptophyta, Magnoliopsida, Rosales, Moraceae. Gene Ontology annotation, cellular component: nucleus. The coding region runs from base 1 to 888 and encodes 295 amino acids. Gene Ontology annotation, molecular function: DNA binding; DNA-binding transcription factor activity. Gene Ontology annotation, biological process: positive regulation of DNA-templated transcription.